Molecule: messenger RNA, 3197 nt
Organism: Trichechus manatus latirostris (Florida manatee)
Lineage: Eukaryota; Metazoa; Chordata; Mammalia; Sirenia; Trichechidae
Gene: TMEM117
Product: transmembrane protein 117
Exons: 9
Coding region: 347-1291 (314 amino acids)
Biological process (GO): intrinsic apoptotic signaling pathway in response to endoplasmic reticulum stress
Source: RefSeq, a predicted model, not a curated record
GAGGCCAUGCUUCCAGCUGCGGAGGCUGCUACACAGCUGGGGCGAUCACCGUAACCUGCGCAGCGCCGUCAUCCUUGCUCUCCGGCUGCCUGGCUUGAAGCGGGUGGACUUUGCGGUUGGGAGAGCGAAGGGCGCCCGGCGUAGGCGGCGGCGGGUGUGGGCCGAGCCGGUAUUUAUAGCUCGUUGACAGCAGCGACGGCAGCGACGCCGCCAGCCUGUCUCGGCGCCCUUCCUAGCGAGGCCGCCGGCGCGGCAGAGGGCUCUGCUCGACCCAGUCCCCCGUGUGCAGACGCCCUGAGCCUCGUGCGGCCCGCUCGGGUAAACUACGGAAUUGAAGUUUUGAAGGAUGGGUAAAGACUUUCGUUAUUAUUUCCAGCAUCCCUGGUCUCGCCUGAUUGUGGCUUAUUUGGUGAUCUUCUUUAACUUCUUAAUAUUUGCGGAGGACCCAGUUUCUCAUAGCCAAACAGAAGCCAAUGUUCUUGUUGUUGGAAACUGUUUUUCCUUUGUAACAAAUAAAUACCCUAGAGGAGUUGGCUGGAGGCUUUUGAAGGUGCUUCUGUGGCUACUUGCCAUUCUCAUAGGACUAAUAGCUGGCAAAUUUCUGUUCCAUCAGCAUUUGUUUGGUCAGCUACUCCGGCUAAAAAUGUUUCGAGAGGAUCAUGGGUCGUGGAUGACAAUGUUCUUCAGCACAAUUCUUUUUCUCUUCAUAUUUUCUCACAUAUACAACACUAUUCUUCUAAUGGAUGGGAACAUGGGAGUAUAUAUCAUUACAGACUAUAUGGGCAUCCGAAAUGAAAGUUUCAUGAAAUUAGCUGCAGUAGGGACCUGGAUGGGGGACUUUGUCACAGCUUGGAUGGUCACUGAUAUGAUGCUUCAGGACAAACCCUAUCCUGAUUGGGGAAAAUCUGCAAGAGCUUUCUGGAAGAAAGGAAAGGUUAGGAUCAUUUUAUUCUGGACGGUUCUUUUUACUCUGACUUCUGUAGUUGUACUUGUCAUCACAACUGACUGGAUCAGCUGGGACAAGCUGAAUCGGGGAUUUUUGCCCAGCGAUGAAGUUUCUAGAGCGUUCCUGGCUUCCUUCAUCUUGGUCUUUGACCUCCUCAUUGUGAUGCAGAAAGAUGAUAACAUGCAUGUGGUCAGAAAUUCAAACAGUCCAGGACUGGGAAUUCCCACAUUUCAUGGGAGAUGUCGAUGUAAAUCUCCCUGGAUUGCACACUUCUCACGUGCAAUUCAAGAUUCCUUUCUUCCAGAAGAUCUUCAAGGAGGAAUAUCAUAUUCACAUAACAGGUAAAUGGUUUAAUUAUGGAAUCAUCUUUCUUGUCUUGAUUUUGGAUCUGAAUAUGUGGAAGAACCAGAUAUUUUAUAAACCUCAUGAAUAUGGGCAGUAUAUCGGCCCAGGGCAGAAGAUUUAUACGGUGAAAGACUCAGAAAGUUUAAAGGAUUUGAACAGAACCAAGCUAUCCUGGGAAUGGAGGUCCAAUCACACUAACCCUCAGACUAAUAAAACAUAUGCUGAGGGAGACAUGUUCUUACACAGCAGGUACAUAGGGGCUAGCCUGGAUGUCAAGUGUCUGGCCUUUGUUCCAAGUUUGAUUGCUUUUGUGUGGUUUGGAUUCUUCAUCUGGUUCUUUGGACGAUUUUUGAAAAAUGAGCAAGGCAUGGAGAACCAAGACAAAACUUACACUCGAAUGAAAAGAAAAUCCCCAUCAGAACAUAGCAAAGACAUGGGAAUGACUAGAGAAAACACCCAAGUCUCAGUGGAGGACCCAUUGAAUGACCCUCCUUUGGUUUGCAUCAGGUCCGACUUCAACGAGAUCAUCUACAAGUCUUCCCACCUAACAUCAGAAAACUUGAGCUCACACUUGAAUGAAUCUACCAGCGCAACAGAGGCUGAUCCAGACCCAACUACUUCUAAAAGUACACCUACGAACUAGAUUCACUUACUUGGUGAUAGCACAAAAAACAACCUUGAGUGUAACUUUAAAAGGUUAGUCUUUCCUUUUGUAAACGUAAGGUUUACGUAGUAUUAGGUAAAGAAAUUUAAACAAUGCCACAACGGUGCUCAACAUGCUUUUUCUAGGACUCAUUGUUUUCUAUUUGUAUUAUAAUAUACGUGCCUACUGUGUAACAGUCCUCUAGAGAUUGCUUUUCACAAUUGCAUAAGCUAUUUACUGACUUUACAGCAUAGUAGAAGAUUAGAUGAUUACCUGUGUAUCUGAUGUUCAACCAUAGUGGUGCCUUGAGACAUUAAACUGUUUUUAUUUGUACCAGAAAUGAAGUGUGGAAUAGUUCUCUAACUUACUUCACAUGGAUUUUUUUUGUGUGUGUGUACAAUUACUUUGAUCUACACUUGAUGUCUGAGUAGGAAAUAGGUAUAGCCAAGAUGUGACUCAGGAAGAAUCUCUUAGUUUCUUAUUCAGCCGUGGAGUUGAUGACUUUGACAGCUGGACUGCAGAGAAGUAUGGUGAUUACCUUGUAAUUUUUAUUGGCUAUCUGCCAAAUGCAAAUACAGAUGCAAAAUGCAGUAAUAGGAGAACAGUAAUCCAGCAUGGGUCACUACUGGUGAAAUGUGACUUUCUCCAACCAGUAAUUGCAAUUAGGUGAUAAUACCUAAUUAUGUUUUCCUAAUUAAAGAUAAAUUGCUACUUGAUUAAAAAUCCUGCCCUUCACCUUUGGGAACAAAGGUUAAGAGGCCCAGUUGUGUGAACUCUCAAAUUUAUUGGCAUUUGCACAAAGCCCUACAAAGAACAAGGAACUGGAGCUUUCAUUAUUUGAACGUUGCACAGCCCACCAUCUAUAAUAUUUGUACAUCUUUCUUUAAAUAUGGUUCUGGACAGUGAAAAUGAGAAACAUAUACCAACCCUGAGCAAGUGAACUCUAAAAAUCAUGCAAUGGAAUCUUGUGAGGUAAAAAAAGACGUGCAUGGAAGAAUCUGUUUAGUGGCUUGUUGUGAGUGUACGUUUUGUUGUUUUUUUGAUUUUUUAAGAAUGAAACAUCACACAUUAAUAAAUAAGAAUUAUCCAUUAGUGAUUAUGUGAUGCAGUUUUUUGUUCAUAGUAGAGGGAAUCAAUCAGUCAUAUCUUAGUUUAAGAACAGUCCAUUUAAAUGAGUUUUUUAAGCUUGAUGCCAUGUAAGUUAAGAAAUAGAACAGUCCCAAAUUACUUAAUUUUGGUCUAUAAAUUGUGAUUAGAUGUACC